CCCAGCCGGUGGCAUACCGACCCUGGCUCUUCCAGGCUCCAGUGUAGUUACAUCAGCUCCAGAGGGAACGCAGCUUCCUAGUGUGCCAGACAAACAGGCAUGGCGCUGAGCAUGUUUUGUGGCAUAGAGGAUCUCCUGGCCUCUGGGAGUCAGUUUGUGUGGAGUUUGACUGAACAGGUGUUGAGAAGAUGCUACAGUGAUGGGCUUGUGCCCUGUAGGAGAUUCCUGCAAGCAUGGUGCCAUCUGGGAGAUGUCUAUGAGAUGACGGAGGGCCGGCUGUGCCAGGUGCUUCUGCUGGAUGACAGGCAGUUGGAACUGCUGGUUCAGCCAAAACUUUUGUCCCGUGAUCUCUUGGACCUGGUUUCAUCCCAUUUCAACUUGAAGGAGAAAGAAUAUUUUGGAAUCUCCUUCACUGAUGAGAGGGGUCAGACAAAAUGGCUACAACUGGACCGCAGAGUGCUGGACCAUGACUUUUCCAAAAAGACUGGACCAGUUGAUCUCAAAUUCCAAGUCAGGUUUUACAUCGAGAGUGUUGCAUAUUUGAAAGAUGCCGUCACUGUCGAACUGUUUUUCCGGAAUGCUAAGAUAUCUGUAUACAAUGGAAACCUUGAGGUGGAGAGUGAGACUGUUUUUAAGUUAGCAGCAUACACAGUGCAGGAGGCAAACGGAGACUACACAAGUGAUGAAAGCGCAAGAACGGACAUCAAGAAGCUUCCAGUUUUCCCCACCACAGUUUUAAAGGAGCAUCCAUCAUUAGCCUUCUGUGAAGAUAAAGUAAUCCAGCAUCAUAAAAAGCUAAAAGGACUGAGUCGUGGACAGGCCAUCAUACGGUAUCUUACAUUAGUUGAAUCCUUACCUGCGUAUGGAGUUCAUUACUACAAAGUGAAGGAUAAGCAAGGCUUACCAUGGUGGUUGGGUAUUAGCUACAAAGGCAUCGGCCAGUACGACCUGCAAGACAAGCUCAAGCCACGCAAGCUCUUUCUGUGGAAGCAGCUUGAGAACUUGUAUUUCCGUGAGAAGAAAUUUGCCGUAGAGGUCAACGACCCUAAAAGAAGGACAGCCUCUAGACGCACAUUUGGUCAGUCUGGUCAGGUCAUCCACACGUGGUAUGCCAGCCACUCUUUGAUCAAAACCAUCUGGGUGAUGGCAAUAAGCCAACACCAGUUCUAUCUGGACCGCAAACAGAGUAAAGCUAAAAUAACCACAGCAAGAAGUUUGGGUGACAUUGCCAUGGAUCUGACAGAGACCAGAGCCCCGAGGAACAGUAAGCUGGUCAGCAUGGAAAGUAAAGACAAACUCAUCAUGGCCAGCAAUGGAAGCUUGGGCUCCUCAAAUUCUGCAGACAAUGAGGUGAAUGAGGAGCAGAAGAAAGAAAAGAUUGCAGAACUUAAGAAUAAACAAAAGAAACUGGAGGAUCUUCUAGCGCAAAAGUUGGAUGAGCUGAAGAAAGUCUGCCUUCGAGAAGCGGAGUUGACCGGUACGUUACCUAAAGAGUAUCCCCUGGUGUAAGGAGAGAAGCCCCCCGCCGUUCGAAAGCGCAUGGGAACCGAAUUCAAACUAGAUGACCUUUUCCCUUAUGAUGCUGACCCAAGCUUAAGAAACCUGGAGGGCCGCUUUGCUCUUCAGAAGAAGAUUGUGGAGGCAGCACAAAAACUCGCUUAUGAAAAUGAACUCUGUAAAACUGUGAGGAAAAAGAGGAGGAGAAACCUUUUGGAUGCUACGAAAAAGCUCCAAGUGAUCGAGAAUGAGAUUAAUGCUUACAGAGUGAAGAUUGGCAAGGAGCCCACACAAAGAGCUUCGGUCAUCAUUGCUGAUAAUGUGAGCCUUGACAACCUUUCUGACUGCUUGACUUUGGAUGAUGAUGAGCCAUCGCAUAGAUCACGUUCCCGUUCAGUGCAGUAUUCGCCACGUCCCAACUCGACAAACUCCUUUCCUGCGCAAUACCAUUCAGAUCGCAUUAAUCCCAUCAAUGACGACAACCAGGACUACAGCGGAUUAAAUCAUGACGAAGUCCAAGAAUCUUUGGGCUAUGUACAUGGAGAUACCUUAUCGACACACAGCAGCCCCUACCAUCAACCCUCACGUCAACCCCAUGACUCCCGGAGCAUGCCCCCCACCCCGCAGCUUCCCCGCAAUGCCUACAGCAGUAUCCAGCUCAGCACUCAUUUUCGGCAGCGCAGCGGCAGUCUGGAAUCUCAGUCACAGUUCCUUACGGAGAGCGAGCCACCCGAGCCAGUCUACCCGGGCUCUCCUCGCCGUAGCAACAGUACCGAAAUCCUCGACGACGGCUCCUCCUACACCAGCCAGUCCAGCGUGGAGUACAGUGUACCCGGCUAUCAUUCCCGCGCCCAAAAUCGCCACCGACGGAGGCAAGGCAAUAUUUACGCCAACACGGGCAGCAUGCCCAAUCUAGCCCAACCUCGGCAUCAACCAAGCACUAUGGCCUAUUACAUUACCGGAUACCCACACUACAUGGACCCUGAAAUGUACCCAAAAGAACCGUACAUGUACGAGACUGAGAUGGAGGGACACUAUAAUGUUAACGCCUCCUACCACAGACACGAGCCCCAAGGGAUCUACGGUCAGGAUGAGAUGGACGGUAUGGCACACAACGUGUAUGCCACAUUAAGGCCAUCAAGGAACCGUCCACCAUCUAGGAACGAUAAUGUUGCCAAGAGCAUGCCAAGGGCUGAAGUGGUGGAACACUUGAGGGGUUGGUAUAACCGACAACACAGACAACAGGGGUAUGAUACGUGCAGAUACCCCCAGCAAAACCUCGGCUAUAGGACCAUAUCACCUGGUUACGUACGCAGUGACAGUAUGGCUUCCUACUCAACAGUGAGUUCAGGGAAUUGGAACGGUCGAGCGGUCAUGGGAAUGCCUCAUGAGUAUGAAAUGCCUCAUACACACCAUCAGUCUUACGGCUAUGCCACUGUCCAUCACGGUCACUCCUUACACAGCAGACGCGAACGUGCUUGGCACUACCCUGCCAGCCCUCCGUACUAUCCUCCUCAUUACUCCCAAGCUUGCUUUUCCUCCCUUCCUCCUCCUCCUUCCUCUUGCUAUCAGAUGAAGCAGACCGGCUUGUCCCCGCCUCAAACCGGUGGUGCAAAACUCGAAAGGGUUAAUAAAGCUUCGUUUGCUAAGUGUAGCCCCUGAUAAUCGUACAUGGACAUAACCCAACACGAUUCAUACACGAGCAGUCCAAUUGACAGCAGUUUCGACUCUGAAGACCAGCAGAAACUUUAUUGGCACACAGACUCAAAACCGGGAACAAUAGUGUAGAGAGCGAGUGGAAAAAAUUCUCACGGACUCUCAUGUGCCUUGCUCUCAAAGAUGAAAUACACCAGCCUAAACAGGAAUGUAACCAGACAAGAGCCUUUAAGCAUGUGCAUGGUUGAUCCUGCUGGGUGACUUUAAAAAAGGGCAAUGCCUUUUCUUUGAGAACGGACUUUCGGAGAGUGACAGCACUUGGGCGUUAAGACUGAACUGUACUUGGACGAAGCUGCUUUGGAAACUUGGGGUGGAACUUUUAAUCCUGUAUUGUACAGCAGGUCGAACGGAGUGGUUGUGUUUUCAGCCACUGUGUACAGACUAAUCUCAUAACACUCAUGUGACUUUGAAGGAUACUGCAAACAUUACAAUUACAGCAGACACAAGCAAACAAUAAUAUGAAGGAUUGAGCCCGGACAAAUUUAUUUUGUGCUAAGCUUCACCAAAAUACCUUUCAGUGCUUUUUCACACUCUUUCAUAUGCUGAUCUAAUCUUUUCUUAAGAAAUUUUUUACUUCGUCUUCUGUUUUGUUUGAACCAAAAGUAUGUGGAAUGUGACUGUGCAGGAAAAGCCUUUGUAUUCAGUAUUUUCUCACACUAAAGUCUCACUUUAAGUGCAUUUACAGUACACGUGUCUUUGCCACUUGUACACCGGUGCAUCAACCAGUAACACUGUUUUUGAUUCGUGUGCAACUGAUACUUGGACCAAUCACAAGCAGUAUUACUGAGCUUGUUUUUGCACAUACCAAGUAGUUGUCGGUCAUGCCUGGGGUCAGCGUUUUUCUUUGCGUGAGCCAGUGCAAGUUUUAUAUUUUUACUAAUUCUGCCAAAACAGAAAGUGAAUCUUUGCAGAAAGAACUAUUUUUGGCUAAAGUGGCGGAUGUAAUGAGAUGGCAAUUGUUCUCAUACAUUCAUUAACAGACUGCCAGGUAGAGUACAAGUAAUUCUGGGCAUUUAUAACUGCACUUUUGAACUCUAAUGAAUUUUGCUCAACUCUUAAGAUUGGAACUAUGAUGUAGUGCACAGCUUUUUUCUUUUUUCCAACAGAGAAUGUAAAUGUAUUUGUAAAUAAUGUAAAAAGUUUGUUACAUUUUUUGACCUUUUAGAAAGAUUUGUUUUUAUCAUUUGGAAAAAUUUGUUUUGAAAACAUAAUAUAUAGUUUGGAUUUGUCAAGCUGGUUCUUAGAAAAUUCUCUACAAAAAUGUAAUGGGAAUUAAAAAAUACAAAAAUCCAUUGUCUUGUUUUUC
Molecule: messenger RNA, 4519 nt
Organism: Triplophysa rosa
Lineage: Eukaryota; Metazoa; Chordata; Actinopteri; Cypriniformes; Nemacheilidae
Gene: frmd4ba
Product: FERM domain containing 4Ba
Exons: 24
Biological process (GO): establishment of epithelial cell polarity
Cellular component (GO): adherens junction; bicellular tight junction; cytoskeleton
Molecular function (GO): cytoskeletal protein binding
Source: RefSeq, a predicted model, not a curated record